GGAGAGCGGAGCGAGGAGACGGUGGGGGAGGGUCACGUGUGUAUACACUGCAGGGCUCAGAGCACUCCUCCACUCCAGCGGCAGUAGUAAAGUCUCUAACGGUCGGCCCCUUUUCUGCGCAAGCCUCGUCAGAAAAGUUGAUAAAUGAAGAGAAUUUAACUGAAAGGGACCAUUUUCGCCGCCACAGGGCUUUUUGAGCACGUGCGGAGCAGAAGACUCAUUUUAAUUCGCGUUUUUUUUCUCCCCCCAAAUGAAACGACUAAGAAAUGCCUAUGGAAAUGCUACAUCCAAACCCGAUGCCGCCGUAGGUUUGUCACCCAUCCAAACCUAUACGUUCGAGUCAACCUGUUGAGAGUGCUCGAGCAGCGCCAGAGCCCAGCGAUGUGGAUCUGCAUGGUUUACAAUGAGACGGACACCAGCGUGGACUUCUGGCUCUGCCAGGACUUGGGCCUCAUCCUGUCGGUCUUCUCCCUCAUCUACCUCCUGGUGUGCUUCCCGCUGGGGCUGUGCUACAACAUGCUGCUGGUGGUGGUGAACCUCUCCAACAAGGUGUCCAUGACCAUGCCCGACGUCUACUUCGUCAACAUGGCCAUCGCGGGCCUCGUCCUCAACCUGGUGGCGCCCGUGGAGCUCCUGAGCUCCACCUUCACCCGCUGGCACGUGUGGGAGUACAACAACGAGAUCUACAUCACCCUGCUCAUCCUCUUCAACAUCUCCUCCCUGGUCAUCAUGUACUCCACCACGCUGCUCAGUCUGGACUACUACAUAGAGCGGGCGCUCCCGCGCACGUACAUGUCCAGCGUGUACAACACCAAGCACGUUUGCGGCUUCAUCUGGGGCGGCGCGGUGCUCACCAGCUUCUCCUCGCUGCUCUUCUACGUGUGCAACCACAUCUCCACGAAGAUGGUCGAGUGCUCGAAGAUGCAGAACGAGGAGGCGGCGGACGCCAUCAUGAUGUUCAUCGGCUACGUGGUUCCGGCCGUGGCCGUGCUCUACGCGUUCGUGCUCAUACUGCGCAUCAGGAAGGAAUCCACGCCUCUGGAUCAGGACUCCGCUCGCCUGGACCCCUCCAUACACAGGCUGCUGUUGGCCUCGGUGUGCGUGCAGUUUGUGCUCUGGACCCCGUACUACAUGACCCUUCUGGUACACACCGUAGCUGGUGCGCCGGGGUACAUUAGCAAUUCGCGUUACUUACCUACCUAUUAUUUCCUGAGAUGCUUGUCUAAGCUGCUGGCUUUCUCCAGCAGCUUCGCGAUGCCACUCAUGUACAGGCAGAUGAACAAGAACUUCUCCAACAAACUCCAGCGGCUGCUCAGGAGGCUGCACUGUCGAGAUCAGUCCUGCCCUCACGAACGCUCAACAGUGCAGCAAGUGGUGACGUGAGGUCACCCCUGGGAGAUCACAGAUGCCCCUGCUAAACCCCCCCCCCCCCCC
Messenger RNA from Mugil cephalus (flathead mullet), 1434 nucleotides. RefSeq names its product G protein-coupled receptor 146 (gene gpr146). Gene Ontology annotation, molecular function: G protein-coupled receptor activity. Gene Ontology annotation, biological process: G protein-coupled receptor signaling pathway. Lineage: Eukaryota; Metazoa; Chordata; Actinopteri; Mugiliformes; Mugilidae. The transcript has 2 exons. The record is from RefSeq and is a predicted model, not a curated record. Gene Ontology annotation, cellular component: membrane. Bases 382 to 1383 code for a protein of 333 amino acids.